AUGAUGAGUCGCACUCCUGAUGCGAGAGCAAGAGAUAACCUCACAAGGCAGAUCCAGGAGAGCGUGAACAACGUGGAGAAACACUUCGGGGAGUUGUGCCAACUGUUUGCAGCAUAUGUGCGCAAAACUGCACGACUAAGGGAUAAAGCUGACGUGUUAGUGAGAGAAGUAAGCCUUUAUGCAGACACGGAGACGCCAAAUCUGAAAAAUGGGUUAAAACUUUUCGCAGAUCAGCUCGCCAAAGUUCAAGAUUAUCGCCAAGCAGAGGUGGAAAGACUGGAAGCCAAAGUCAUAGAGCCUUUGAAAAGUUAUGGGGGAGUUGUGAAACAAAAAAGGGAAGAUUUGAAGAACACACAGAGUGCCAGGAACCGAGAGGCCAAGCAGAUGCAGCAGCUGGAGAGGAUGAGACAGAGAAACCCAUCAGACAGGCAAAUCAUUUCACAGGCUGAGAGUGAGCUCCAGAGGGCCACAAUGGAUGCUACACGCACGACUCGCCAACUGGAGGAGACAAUAGACGAAUUCGAAAGGCAGAAAAUCCGGGAUAUCAAGAAGAUCUUUGGUGAGUUUGUAACAGUGGAAAUGACAUUUCAUGCUAAAGCGUUGGAGGUGUACACUACUGCCUACCAGCACAUUCAGAAUGUGGAUGAGGAAGGGGAUCUGGAGGUGUUCAGGAGCACACUGCAUCCCCCUGACUACCAGUCACGGUUAGAAAUAGUCCGUGCUAAUUCCAAAACCUCUCUGAAUCGGACAGGCACAAGCAUGAGUAAAUCAGGGACUUUGCAGCAACAAAGGACUCCAAGUAGACAGAGGGAAGAGGAGGUGGAAGAUGAUGAUGAUGAGGAGGAGGACGAAGACGAGGAGGAAGAGGAUGAUUUGGAGGAAGUCACGGAUGACGAGAAUUAA
This is a messenger RNA of Chanos chanos (milkfish), 903 nucleotides long. It is a transcript of the gene cibar1, whose product is annotated as CBY1 interacting BAR domain containing 1. Gene Ontology annotation, biological process: cilium assembly. The record is from RefSeq and is a predicted model, not a curated record. The transcript has 9 exons. Gene Ontology annotation, cellular component: ciliary transition zone; ciliary basal body. The coding region runs from base 1 to 903 and encodes 300 amino acids. NCBI's taxonomy places the organism in Eukaryota, Metazoa, Chordata, Actinopteri, Gonorynchiformes, Chanidae.